AUGGCACGAUUACUAGGCGAUCUUGUUGCUUAUCGAGCUACGGGAACUGGCCAUAUGGAACUCUUGGCAGAAAUGGCUACCACGACGCAUAUCACAUUAAUAAUACACCACAGAGGUAGACUUGAAAGGGGAUCGGAUGGCAAGUUGUGUUAUGCAGAAGGUGAAAUUACUGAGGCGGAGAGACCUGGAAUAGAAAUUGAGGGUGGUUUGAGGCUUCUGCGACUUGAUAUGGAUGUCGUUAAGAUGUAUGAAGCUGAUGUGGAGAAUGGACAUAAGAUUGAAUUAUACACAGAGCACCCAAUUAGCCAAGAAGAUGUUGUAGAUACGAAUGAAGAAGCUGGUGUAGAAGCACCUGAUCAGGUUAAUGUAACUCCAUCAAGGAGGAGGAGAAAAGUUUGUGUCAGGAGGACUCCAACUCCAAAGAAGGCAACAGGUCCUAGAAGAAUUCUUCACCUGGAAGGGGUACAUACUGAAGCCCAAAUUACAGAGGAGACCCAUGGUGCAGAAAAGGCCCAACCAGAUGCCAGCCCAAAUCCAUCAGUUCCAGCUGCACCAAACACAGUUAAUGUAUCUGAAGAAUUUGCUACACCAAACACAGUUCCAGCACCAUCUAUUCCGCUUGACAACAAUGCCCAGCCAAAGUCACCAACAUACACAGAGCCACCCUCUACCUCUGAUGAUCCACAAGACGAAUUUCUCACCCAAUAUGUUCCUUUACCGCAGAAUCAACCCUCCUCCCAAGCCAUGCCUGAACCAAAUCCAACCCCCCCCACCCAACACCCCUUCUACCAAUCCAUCUGCCACAAUCCGAAUAAACCUCCAUCAGUAUUUAUUCCGGUGGAUGGGGGAGAAUAUUCAGAUGAUGAACCUGGUGUUCAUUGCUAUGAGUCAGAGGGCCUCCACAGCAUUGGAAGUGAUGAGGAUGACCAGGGAAGGUCAUUUCCACAGGGCAAUGCCGAUGCACCUGUUAAUGAGAAGUAUUUUUUCCCAAGGAUUGAUUCAACAAGAUGUAAAGCUAUCUUCUAUGAUGAAAACUGCCCGUGGCAAAUUUACUGUGCCAAGAGGUCAUGUCCGGUGAGUUAUCAAGUCAAAACCUUUGUCAAUGAGCAUACUUGCCCACGGAACUUGCAUUGUAAAUCUGCCAAUGGAAAAUGGGUAAUUGAUAAGUUGGAAGAGAAAAUAAGGAAUCAACCUGAUAUGACAGUCAAGGAUGCUGAGAACUACUUCAGAACUGAGUUUGAUGUGCUUGUAAACGAAAGAAAAAUUUAUAGGUCAAUGGCAACAGCAAGAGAAAGGAUUGAGGGUUCCGACGUUGCACAAUAUCUUAGGCUUCGUGACUACUCCAAUGAGAUACUGAAAACAAAUCCAGGUAGUACAGUAAGGAUACAUACAUCUCCUAUGCCUGGGUUGGAGAGUUUCUUAUUUAAGAGAAUUUAUGUUUGUCUGAAUGCAUGCAAGAGAGGAUUCGUUGAGGGAUGUCGACCUUUUAUAGGACUAGAUGGCACAUUUCUAAGAGGAUACUAUGGAGGCCAGUUACUUACUGCUAUUGGAGCUGAUGCAAAUAAUCAUAUCUUCCCAAUAGCAUAUGCAAUUGUUGAGUCAGAAAACAAGGACAGUUGGAAAUGGUUCUUGGACCUCCUACAGGAUGAUGUCGGUGACCAUGCAGCAAAUGGCUUUAACCUGAUGUCGGACAUGCAAAAGGGGCUAAUUCCAGCAGUGAAGGAUAUCAUGCCAGGUGCACAUCACAGAUUCUGUGCCAUGCAUAUCUAUCAGAAUUUUAGAAAACAAUGGCCAGAGUUAGAAAUGAAGGCUGCAAUGUGGGCAUGCUCAAAGGCUACUACACUACAAGAGUUUGAACUUGCAAUAGGGAGGGUCAAGAGAAUAAACCAGCACGCUUGGGAGUAUCUUAACAAAAUUCUCCCGCAACAGUGGUCAAGAUCUCACUUCAGUGAGUACCCUAAGGUUGACUUCUAUACAAAUAACAAUUGCGAGACCUUCAACGGCAAAAUUAAAAGGAUCCGAGGAAAGCCGAUUAUUACCAUGUUAGAGGAAGUGAGAGGUUAUGUAAUGAGGAUUUUGGCAAGAAACAAGAAGGCACUUGUCGGAUAUCAUGGUAGAAUAACCCCUGUGCAACAAAGCCGUUUGGAAAGGGAGAAAAAAGAGAGCAACUAUUGGAGGCCCUUCCCAUCCGGUGAUGAAGAUGGGAAUGUCUAUGAGGUUCAAAGGCUACCUGUGAAGGUGAGUGUAGACUUGGGGAGAAGGACCUGUUCAUGCAGGUUAUGGCAGCUUACUGGACUUCCAUGUAGGCAUGUCUGUGCUGCCAUUGCAUACCAAAAUCGCAGGGCCGAGGACUUUGCUCACAACUGGCUUACUAUGGGAGCAUACAACCUAGCAUAUCAGUGGACAGUUCAACCUGUCCCAAGCCAGGAGUACUGGGAGAAGGGAAACCACUAUCCAUUGUUGCCUCCAGUGUAUAGGAAGCCUAUUGGGAGACCUACUAAAAAGAGAGACGCUCGUAGAGAUGGUCCUAGAGAGAAUCCUGAUCCCCAUAGAGCAAAGAGGAGAUAUGGCCCCAUUAAAUGUACAUAUUGUCUGAAGACUGGUCAUAACAGCAGAGGAUGUGACAAGAAGAAAGAAGCUAUGGCUAGUGGAGGAGCUGCAUCAGGUAGUGGUCGUCGGCAUCAGGGUGCAGCAGUGAGAUCUGAAGGUAUGGGUGUUGAUGAUCUUGAUGAGGAUGCUGCCAAAGAGCAAGAGAUGUAUUGGAAAGAGACUUUGGAGGCAGCAGAUGCUGAAGCAUCAGCUUCAGAUUCACCCAGUGUGAAUGUUGAUGAUCUGAACUGUGUGAAUCCUUCUGAAGAACCUAUGGCAGUAAGACCUCCACCUUCUAAUUCCUCUACUGCAUAUGUGCCACCUAGACCUAUCAUAAAGCCAACCAUGUCCAAGAGACCAAUUAAGAGGAGAAAUAUUAAGAGGCCACCACCGUCACAACCUUCUCCCCUCAGACCUGUCCCACCACAACCUACUCCUAUAACGCCUACCACACCACAACCUUCUGUUGUUAGGCCUACAUCACCAACUAACCAACCGCCUCCAAGAGUUACCAGACAAACAAUGCAUGGUGCAAGCCGAGGUACCACUACACGAUUUAUGCAAUUCACGCCAACUCCACCAUCCACAAUUCAAACACCAGGCAGAUGGCCAGUACCUGGGUUCCGUCCACCAACAGGAGCAUCUUCAAGUGGCAACAACAACGGGUUUCUAGUGGCAGCAGCAACUCCACACCCAACAAAUAUGAUUUUUUGUGUGAAUUUGUUUUUUGAUGAAGUACUUACUGUAAUGAGAGCUCUAUGA
Molecule: messenger RNA, 3351 nt
Organism: Arachis ipaensis
Lineage: Eukaryota; Viridiplantae; Streptophyta; Magnoliopsida; Fabales; Fabaceae
Molecular function (GO): nucleic acid binding; zinc ion binding
Source: RefSeq, a predicted model, not a curated record